AUGUCAGAUGGGGGUGGAGAUUGCGGGGGUGGCGGAGAUACCGGGGGUGGCGAUUGCGGGGGUGGCGGAGAUACCGGGGGUGGCGAUUGCGGGGGUGGCGGAGAUACCGGGGGUGGCGAUUGGGGGUGUUCCGAUUCUGGCGGAAAUCAUGAAAUGAGCGAGAAUAGUCACGAUGGAAAUCAACACGGUGACUCAUCGCACGACCACGGUGUAACGAUUCACCACGGGGUGAACGACAAUUUUGACGCAACGCCAAACUUCGAUACGAAUCACGGGGGAUACAACGUUACACAAAGUUCCAUGAAUUUUUCAUCGAGAACAAGAUCACGGGGAAAGACGAAAUGUAUCGGAAGUCCCGCCGGUCAUAUAGCAAUUGCGAUAUUUUUACUGACAGUGUUCGCCAUCGUAGUUAUAAUACUUGCAUUGAAAUAA
Messenger RNA from Athalia rosae (coleseed sawfly), 432 nucleotides. RefSeq names its product loricrin-like. The transcript has a single exon. Lineage: Eukaryota; Metazoa; Arthropoda; Insecta; Hymenoptera; Athaliidae. Bases 1 to 432 code for a protein of 143 amino acids. The record is from RefSeq and is a predicted model, not a curated record.